UCGUCGCGUAACCUAAGGAAACUUGUCUACAAACCGGAGCUUGGAAGCCCAAAACAAAACAAAUCACCCACGCCCUUCUCCACAAGGCUUGAGGCUUGCAUGGAGUCACCCCUCACUCAACAACCUCGACCCGAGGCCUUUCAACAAAAGGUCGUGCGGCUGUACGAGACUCUAUUCAAGGAUGACGACGAGGAGGGGUUGGCCCAGACUGAGGGCUUCUGGCAAGAGUUCUUCCUCUUGAGGCCGGACAGGACGUCGCUGCGUAGGAUACUCGACGAGCUGGGUCCCGAGGAGCUGCUGGAACGUGAGGAUGAAACCAGGGAGCUCUUUGCGCGCGCCAUCGCCGCUAUGAAGAAGGGCUCCAAGGGUGUCGCAGACAUUCACGCGCUCGAGACUCUGUGCACCUUCUUUAUAGCGGUUGUCGCCAAAAAGUACACGAACCCCACGUCCGACAUUAUAGAUAUUCUCGCGGGGCUCGACCAGGCAGACCAGGUGUUUUCUGAUUUUGUUGGCGCCCUGGAGGGGUUGAUUCGCGCCGGGAAAGACAUGGAGACCAGGGGUGCUGCUAUUGAUUUGGCUUUGGCCGUCACAUCUGGCGCAUAUCAAACCAGUCUCUUGACCUAUUUUAUUCAAAGGGAUCUUUUCCCAGCUGUGAUGAAGUACAUCCACGACAUAGAGAAACCUGCUGACGUCGUUGGCCCUUUCUCUCUUGUGGGCCUUUUGGCCAAUUACAACAAGUUUGAGUUCCAGAACCCAUAUCAGCUAAGGCUUAACGAUUUCGUUAAUGAAGCAACGAUCCAAAAGAUCCUGCGAGGGGUAGGAAAUGGCUGCCAGCUGCUGCGGGAUCAGUACACAGAUAUACAAGAAGAUCACCCGGAAGGAUGGUCGCUGUCAUACGCAUUUAGCAUGAUAGGACUGGGAGCGAUAACCCCAGGGGGUAAACCCCCACCAAAACCGACGUAUGACGCCGAAACUGCAAAGAAGAUGUUUGCUGCAUUACCAGGCGAACGAGCAGCUAUGUUGCUUGCCACUUAUGACUUUGCUCACGCCAACAAACUCUUCUGCUUUAAUUUGGUCACACUUCCGGCAGAGACUAAAGGCGAGGAGACGCCCUUUGCGAGCUUCACUUCCCUUACAUCAUACCUCCUACAGCAUGCACACAUGACAGAACGCGCAACCGUAUACAGCCACCUGAAUCUGAUGGUUUUCCGCCUGCUGAUUGAGGAUCCAACCCUUUGCAAACGUAUAUGCAGCGAGGACAAGGAUGCUCAGAUCAGUGUGCGACUAUGCCGACAGCGACAACCGCACCUGCCUCUAGUACGAGGCGAGAGAUCGGCCGCAGCUGCGGUCAUGGACACCAUGGUCGACGGCAUCAACCACAACCUUAGGCGCCGGCUUGAUUCGGCUCUAUACGCGCUGCUGCUUGGGAUUUUGCUCCGGGUUAUAAGCCACAUGUCUCGGACGAGGACGCGCCUGCAGUAUCACUGGUCGGAGCUUUUCAGGUCGCUUCUCUCCCUGGUGCGCUUCCUGACAACAUACGCGGCCGACCUCAAGGGGCUAACGCAUGUCGAAACGAUAUUGGAUCACGUGGUAAACUUGCUCGCCCUCGGCCUGAGCAGUGGAGAGGCAUUCCUCCCAAGCCCGGCUGCGUACGAUGAUCUCUUCUACAAGAUUGUCGAGUCUGGCGACAUGCUGGUCAAAUUCAGGGACACUUAUGGCCUGGCGAAGCGCUCUGGCAACAGUAUCGGCACGCUCGUUGAUGUUGGAGAGCAUUACAAGAGACUGCUCGCGGAAAACGGAGGGGGCAGUGGACCGAACAACCGAGUUACGAGCAUGCAGGUCACAGAGGUGAUCAAACAAGGUUACGAGUCGUUGAGCAUCCAGGCCAAGGAAGGUCUGGAUAGCUGGGAGAGGUAUAGAGAGGCGGACGAGAGGAGGUUGCUGAAAAAGGUGGCCAGGACGGUUGUGGCUGAUGUGAGUGCAAAGGUUGGAUAAAGGAGUAGGCGUGCGUCAGUCAGUGUGUGCAUCCCAUGCAUGGCAUUUACUCUAUAUAGUUGCUCGUUUAUCUGCUUCAAG
Pyricularia grisea is the source of this 2076-nucleotide messenger RNA. RefSeq lists its product as uncharacterized. The record is from RefSeq and is a predicted model, not a curated record. The transcript is spliced from 6 exons. The annotation marks the transcript as partial. Lineage: Eukaryota; Fungi; Ascomycota; Sordariomycetes; Magnaporthales; Pyriculariaceae. Gene Ontology annotation, cellular component: cytosol. Gene Ontology annotation, biological process: regulation of Golgi organization.